AGUUUGAAUUGUGUCCUCGUAAAGAAAGGAUAUUCGUUACAUUGUCGUUAAGUUGUUAUUAUAAUUUUUGAGAAGAAGCAGCAAUUGAAGCCAAGUCUCACCAAAACCAAAUCUAUAAAGUUAGCCCCAGCAAGCAUUAAAAGAGCCAAAGCGCAACACAAAAAAAAAAAAAAAUUGUAUUGUAAAUCAAAAGAAGCGAAAAGAAAGGAAAUCAAACGACGAAAUAAAAGUCCCCCCUUUUUUGACAUAAAACAAAAAGUUAAUUUGCUUAUAAAAACAAAGCGUUUUAAUAAAAUAUAAUAAAACAACACAAGCAUUAUCGUAUACAUACUUAGUGAAUUUUGCUGAAACGCGACAAUUUGCGAGAAAUCAAAAAUUUGCAGGAAACAAAAACCCACAAAAAAUCGUUUAAAAUUAUUUUAAACAUUAUUUCGUGAAAGGUGUAAGUUGGCGUGCUUGAAAAAAAUUUGAAAUAAUUUUGCUUAAUUGUUGUUGUAUUUUAAUAUAUAAGUAUUUGUGCCUUGAAGUGGCUGGAAGAAAGUGAAACACACUUUAAUGCAAGUGUUCGGUCUAAGAAAAUUUAGUGGGAAACUAGAAUUAUUGGUCUGUGAUAAGUGAAUGUCAUGUCAGAUUUUUAUAGUGGAAAGCAUUAAAGAGUUUAAGCAAAAAAGUUUAACUUUUAACAAAAACAACAAUUUACGCUCGUUAAAGCAUAGAUGCUCCUAGAACAACAGAAAACAUCCAAGCAGUUCGGUUUCAUACACAAAAACAUAUUAAAAAUAUCUGUAACAUCAAAAAAUCAAUGCAUCAAGAGUAUACAAAUUGUUAAAGAUAAAUAAAAAUUAUUAGACAAAAUAUAAAAACAAAUCAUUGACUCCGAGUAAACCAACGAGAAAGAAAUCAAAAUUUCGCGACAAGUCUCUGUUUCUCGCGAAACUCAACCAAACAAACCGCGUCUGACCAAAAAGGAUAAAAAGCACAUCAACAACUAAUAAGAGUUAAAUACAAAAACUAACACCAAAUCAAACAAAAUUCGAAAUCGCGCGGCCCAACAUUAAACAACAAAUUGCCACAAUAACCGCCACCGCCGCCGCAGACGAUCCAGUAAACAUGUUGGCGAUGCCGACUCCCAUGAUGCCAGCCACAGCACAAAUGACGAUCAGCAGCCAACCACUGUCGGUGGGUGCGCCGCAUGCCAAGCCCUACGAGACCAAACUACUGACCAUUCAUCAAUCGCAUAUGCAGCAGUCCCAUCAUCAGAGUAGCGCUGCGGUUGCUGUUAGUAAGCAACAACAACAGCAGGCACAACAACAGGCCGCUGCCGCUCAGCAAAUGUCAGCCAAUCAACAGGCUGUUGUGCAACAGCAGCAGCAACAACAACAACAGCAGGCUGCACAAGUGGCGCAUCAGCAACAACAAGCUGCUGUAGUGGCACAACAACAGCAGCAACAAGCUGCCGCCGCUGCUGUGGCUCAACACCAUCAGCAGCAACAGGCUGCAGCCGCUGCUGCAGCAGCUGCUUGUGUGGCCCAGCAACAGGCUUGCGUUGCAGUGCAACAGCAGCAGCAACAACAACAACAACAGCAGCAAUAUCAGAUACACUCGCAGCAGCAAUCGCCGCAGCAGGUGAUGAGCAGCAGUUCGCCAAAGCAAGAACAAUUUCAUAUUUUCGUCGGCGAUUUGAGCUCCGAAAUCGAAACUCAGCAAUUACGUGAAGCUUUUACUCCAUUCGGUGAAAUUUCUGAUUGCCGCGUCGUACGCGAUCCACAAACAUUGAAAUCCAAGGGUUAUGGAUUUGUGUCAUUUGUCAAAAAAUCGGAAGCUGAAAGCGCCAUCACUGCUAUGAAUGGACAAUGGCUGGGCUCGCGUUCGAUUCGAACGAAUUGGGCUACACGAAAACCGCCGGCGAGUAAAGAAAACAUCAAGCCGUUAACAUUCGACGAGGUCUACAUUCAAAGCAGCCCAUCAAAUUGCACCGUUUAUGUGGGUGGUGUCAAUAGCGCCUUAACUGCGCUCAGCGAGGAAAUCCUACAGAAGACCUUCUCACCGUACGGCUCGAUACAGGAGAUACGCGUCUUUAAGGAUAAGGGCUACGCAUUCGUGCGCUUUUCGACCAAGGAAGCCGCCACACAUGCAAUUGUCGGCGUACAUAAUACGGAAAUCAAUGCGCAGCCUGUGAAGUGUUCGUGGGGCAAGGAGAGCGGUGAUCCGAAUAAUGCACAGACAAUCGCCAGUCAGGCGCUUAAUCCAGCUGCUGCCGCUGCAGCCGGCUUCCCGUAUAGUGUGGGUGCAGCAGCUGCGGCUGCCGCUGCCUAUGGACAACAGUUGGCCGCCACCGGUUGCUGGUAUUCGCCAACGCCAACAUAUUCCGCUUCGUCGACCACAGCGGCUGUCACACCGGCUGCUGCUGCCUCCGCUGCCGCGGUGCAGAAUCAAUUCUUACAAGGCAUUCAGGGAUAUCAUUUCGGGCAGUAUGGUGGCUAUCAGCAAGGAUAUAUGGGCAUGGGCGUACAGAUUCCCGCCACUUGGCAAGGCGUUGCCACCCAAGCGCAAAUCUCACCUGCACAACAGUUGGCGACGGGUGUACCUGGUGCUGGAAUACCGCAAGCUGCCGGCGUCGUCGCCUAUCCGAUUCAGCAAUUUCAAGUGAGCCCACAGUUGCCAGAAGAUGAAUGGUUAGCAGCAAAUUUAAUAUGUUAGUUAUAAGUGAAGUUAUGUUGUAAUUAUAUAGAGUCAUGCAUUCAAGAAAUACUUUAUCUAUAUAUAACUACCUAUACAUAUGUUAUAUAUAUGUUUGUGUGUAGGAGAUCUGUAACCGGAAGUGUAUAAUGGAUAUGUUUGCACUAGAAAAUAAAUAAUUGCUACUUAAAGACAAAAAUUAAUACUAAAAUGCCGCGAGAGGUAAAUCACUUAAAAACACAACAAUUUCAAAUAAGGAACUUCUGAAUAUAUUCAUUAAACUUUUUAAUUUAUAUUGAUACAAAUAUGUAUAUUUAGUGGUUUGAUAUAUUUUGUGUUAUAUCCAUAUAUCAAUUUAAAAACGUAGCUUUAUCCCAUGAAAUUCAUAUUUUUAAGGAGCUUAAAUGCUCCUGAAGGAGUUUGCAAUUUAGAUUCCAUUAGAUUCGGAGCAAACGGCUUUAACAGCUCAGUCUAGAAGACCAUCUAAUUAUCAUGUUCUCUAAUUUAAACAUAGAUCAUUUUGAGAUUUCUAAAUACUAUCGUAGAAAAUUUUAAACAACAAUGGCGCCAUAAAGAUAAAAGUUUCAUAAAUUUUUUAGGAAAAAAAUUAUUCAUGCAGAUGUUUAUGAGGCAGAUAUAACAGUAUAUUAUUUCAUAAAAAAUAUUUCAGAACUUUAUAUUAGCAUUCCAAUUAUAUAUAUAUAUAAUAAAAUGUGUCUUUUUUAGACAAGUGGUCUUCAAGAAUAUUAGUUUAUUGUUAUGACCGAGAAUUUCGCUUAAUUAUAAAGAUAAUUGGUUUCGUUUGGCACGAGUUGAGCUUUGCAAGCCCGCAAAGCAAGAUCCUCCCGCAAAAUCUUCCAUAAAGUGAAUGGACACAACUUUAAAUGUACGAUGGCAGGUGGACUCAUUUGGGUCUCCUUUGAUACUCCGCUCUACGGGUAUCUGAGAAUGCGCAUUGUCCACUAGAGAAAACGUGGUGGAAAAUAGAUCAUUGCAUAUGUACACUGGGUGGGCUUAGAUUAUAUGAGACAGCAAAAAAUUAUAAUAUGAAAAUACAAAUAUAUUUAUUUAAUUAUUAUUUAACUAUCUGGUAUUUAGUUAUAUCAAAAGUCAUAUUACACCACGUACAUACUUACAUACAGACAUUCCGCAAUUUAUACACAAUCAACACCCAUAUAUGAGUUACCUUGAUAAUCGGUUUUUUAACAGCAGGUAAAACAAACAUAUGUAUAAUUACGUAUCAAUUAAAAUGCAAAGCUGAAGUAAUUACAAAAAAAUGUAUAAACUGCAAAUAACAACAACAAAAAAUUAAGAAAAUAAAAUUCCAUAUGUUUAUGUGCAUAAAUAUGUAAGACGUUAUAAUUAUUUUGUGUGUGUAUAGAAAAGUUGAGGAAAACAUGCUAGUAUGUGUACAUAAACAUAUAUGUAUUUGUAUAUGCUAAAACAUAUUUAUAUAUAUGCAGUAUAUAUACAUAAACUUAUGAAACCAAUUUAUAUACAUACGUACUCGAACAUAGCACCAUAUAAGUUCAUAUAUGGAUGUGAGUAACAGCAAAGGUAUGUAGAUUGUAGCAAAAACAAAACACAAAAAAAAAACACAAUUGUAGUAUUCUUAAAUGUAGCACAAGUUAGUGAAAUUAAUAAGUACUUGAGCAAACGAAUUAAAAAUUAGAGGUGAGUAACACAAACACACAUAUACAAACUAACAAAAAUAGCUGUAGCUUUAGUGUUACACCGAGUUAUUCGAGGCUUAGACAUGAAUACAUACACACAUGAGGCUCUUCGAUGUUUCUACGCAUACAAUAGCACGCCAGGAUAUACAUACACACACACAUAUACAUAUAAUAUUUAGCUAUUGAUAUGAGGGACUAAAUAAGCAUAUUCGUACAUAAAACUAGUUCAGGAGCAAUCCAUAUAUGCUAUGUGUACAUACAUAUAUACACGUUAGCAAAACGUGCAAUCUGCCAAAAAAAACAAAAAAAUAUAAAAAUUUUUUGUUGUUAACAAACCAACAGUUAAGAUGUAAUCGGCAGUUUAUAUAAAAAAGAUUUUGUUGCCUAAAAUCCAAAUAGUUCGUACUAUAGAAUGUACAAGUAUAAGCGUUGAUUUUUUUUUUGUGGAAAUUUAAAAGAAAAAAAUUUCAUUUAGUUUGAGGUUAGAAUAGCAUAAAUUAUUAAAAAAUGUGGAGCGGCCGAAUUUGCUUAAAUUAUUUGUAUGAAUUUUGUUCAAAUAAAAUAAUAAUUAAGUAUUCAUAAAAAUAUAAAUUUUGAUAGAAAUGAGCCGCAAGAAUACUGGGUAAAUAAGAAUAAAUACACACGCAUCUAAGAAAUACAUAAAAAUUUGAACGCUAAAAGCACAUUUGGGAAAUUUUAAUCGCUAGAGGGAUGUCAGAAAGCUAGAAAUGUAAGCAAAGUGGAAAGUAGAAAACAAUUAUGGAAACAUUAUUUAACAACAAUAAAUCUACUGGAUGUAUAUACAAUUACAUAUGUAUUUAUAUACAUGCAUAAAUAGUACAUAACCCUAGUAGAAUUAGCCAAACAGCAAAGUGACGUAAAUUAGAAACAAAACUUACGUGAAAAAAUACCAGUAUACAUAUGUAAGCAUUGCAAUAAGAAAAUAUAAUAAAAAAUUGCAAAAGUAUUAGUCUUAAGCAGGCAGAAGAAGAAGCGUGUGUUGCAGUUUACGAAAAUGCAUUAAAAAAUUGUUUGUUAAAGUUUGCGCUACAUAUCAGUGAGUAAUAUGAAAAAUUAAAACCACAAAAAAAUAUACAUAAAUAAAAUAAUAAUAGAAAAAUAUAUAUACAUAAACAUGUAAUAUAUAAAAGAAAAAAUUAAGGCAUGAUAUAAAUGAAACAAAAACUGGAAAAUAAUACAUGAGUAAGUGUGUUUGUUGGGAAUUACAAAAUUUAUAUAGCAAAAACAAGAAAAAAAGGUCUAAAGGCUAAUAAAUUACGAAGGAAAUUAAAUAUUAUAUAUUAUAUAAUUUAAUAGCUGCAACAAAUACAUACAUAUAUGAGACUAUAUAAGUACAGUGAAAUGAAAAUGAAAAAUCCCAACUGCAAUAAAAACAAAUAUUUUACAAUAAAAAAAGCACACACACACAUACAACAUCCACAUUGAUUGUGCUACGUUGGAGAAUUUACUCUAUAUACAUAUAAGCUAAUAAAUAUAUAUAUUAAUGCAUAUAUAUAUGUGUGCAAUUUAUAGGUAUAAUAGAAUUUGCUGAUAUACGUUAGAGGAAAAGGUGUGCAUAAUUAUAUAUUUUAGCCAAUAAACAAAAAUGAUAUACAAGUGUUAAGUUCCAUAUAUUGUACAAAAAAGUACACUUAUAUGCCUACAUGCAAGCAGGCGAGUUAGCGAAAAAAUUAAUUAAUAAAGUGUAAAAUAUCGCCACACACAUAUAAUCACUUAUGUAUAUCCUACCUACAUACAUAAUUUCGGGUAUGAAAAAGUAAGUAAUUUUUUUAUAUUAAAUAUAUUGAGUAACACUCCUUAGUGGCAGCGUUAUAUUUUCUGUAUUAUUACUAAAAUUAAUAUAUAAUUUAUUUUCAUUCACAUACAAUUAAAUUUAAAUUUUUGGGUAAACGCUAAGCUAUAGUGAAAGCUUCAAAUUAGCCCAAAAAGCUUUUUCUACUCAUAUGUUGUGCUAAAAGCCCGAAGCUGCUACAAAAUGUAUGUAGCGAGUGUGGCAAAAUAGCGUCAACUACAAGGUGAAAGCUUUCCAUAAGCUUAAAUCUGCUUCUGCGCCUUUCUUAACAAAAUCUUGACUUUUGCUUCAAAAAUUUCUUAAGCACGUUCUUAUUUUUCAAAGUGUUAAAGGUUUUUAAAUCCAUCAAUUCAAGAGCUUUCACUACUUCCAAAGUUUGCAAAGCUGAACUUUCAGACGGAAAAAUUAAAUAUUUGGUUUUAUAACAUGAUUAGUCUUCGCGGCUUUUCGAGCUUUAAGAAGUUUUUCAGCACAUCUAUUCUUUUAUAAUUAUAUUAUAUGUGCAAAUUCCAUGUACAUAUUUCAUAGUAACAAGCGUUAAUUUUCACUACUUCUAAAGCUCGCAACGCUGAUAUAUCAGAUGGAGUACUUAAAACUUGGGCUUACUUCAAUUUGGAAAUUUUUGCUUAAAAACUGAACUUUCAUUACAGCGAAACAGUAAAAUUUUAAAUUUACUUAGGUUUCUAACACUGGCAGAUAUUAGAAUCAUUUAGCAAGUAGUAUGCUCAUUUCUUUCGUAGCUUUUCAUUACUCUUAAUUUCCGUUGCCUCAUAAGAAUUGGAAAUAAAACACUAACAACCGAACCAUAACUCUCCAAAUCAUUGGCUUUUCAACGUAACGUUCCUUUAACGAAGCAUCGGCAUGUUAACUGAAAGUGUUCCAUAAUCACUGAAAUAUUAUACUACUAAACUAAUCUAAAGUACUUGCAUACAUAUUUACUAAGCUCUUAGUUAAUUAAUUAUUAAUAUGUAUGUGUGCAACGGUAGUGAAUUCAUGAUUCGGUUUUUUGAUUUUUUUUCUAAAAUAAAUAUUUAUGCAGGUACACCUAUACAUAACUACAUAUGCAUAACUCGAUAUUUACACAUAUACCUAAACUUAAAAGGAGAAUAAAAUCAAUACAUACACACAUAUAUAAAUAGUAUAUUAUAUAUGUAUAGUAGUAAAGGCAAGCAGAGGAAGAAGCAGCAGAAUUAUUUUAAGUACUCUAGUCAAUUUAGUAAGAUUUGAAUGGUAGUAACGGUAGUGUAAUUGAAUAGCCGAGUAGCUUAACAGUGAUGCAGCAGUAGAUGAAUCCCAGAGCAUUUAUGCUGAGUGACGACGGGCAGUAAAACAGUGAUGCCACAUCUAAGAUAAUUAAUGGAAACCCAGAGCAAUGUGUUGGCGUUGUAAAAACUGAAGGCAAAUCAAAGUUACAAAUACAAAUAUGAAAACCGAACCCAAUCAUAUAAGAGUAUUAUACCUAUGCAAUAGAAGUAGCAGAGACAACAACAAAAAAACCAAUCACAAGCAAAAUAACUAGCAUAUGUGUAAUACAUAUAUAUAUACAUAUAUAUAGAUAUAUACUUAUACAAACACAAAAAUUAAAUAAGUGAAAUUACAAAACAUAUACAUACAUACAAACAUACAUAUACGAGUAUAAGUGUAUACAGACAUAGUAUAAAUGAGAUUAAUAAAAAUAUGGUAGUUGCCGGCAGUGAGGUAAAAGUUUUCAAAAACCAAACAAAAAAACAACAACAUAUAUACUAUAUAGAACAAAAACCAACCAAAAUAAUAUAUUAGAAAUAUUUGAUACGCAUUACAAUGUAAACAACUGCAUAUAUAUGCAUAUAUCUGUGUGUAAAACAAAAGAAAGCCUACGUAAACACACAUACACACAUACUUACACACACGUCGUAAUAAUAGCAACAAGUUAUGAAUUAAACAAUAUUGUAAUGUUUAUUUGUAUGCGUACUAUUUGUUUACUGGUGAAAUUGUGAAAUUGAAAAAGAAGCUUACACAGAAAGGCAAAUAUUUGACUAACAAAGCUAAACAAUAAUAGCCAACACAUACCUAAUAUUAGUAAGUGUGCAAAACUAAAUCAGAAUAGCAAUCAAAAAUUUUUAUGAAGCAAACUGACACAUCUAAUAAAAGUGAGGCUAUGUACGAUAAAAUGAGCGAGGAAGUGAAUAUAUAAUAGUUUUUUUUCGGAAGUUACAUGUUGGAAAAACAGUUUCAUGGAAGCUCUGUAUUAAAUGGUGAAAGCUCAUUUGAAAAAUUAAUUUUCAUUUUAAUAGUUUCUGAGUCCCUAAGAGCUUAAAAAUUAAGUAUAAAUUUAUAAACCAAUUAUAUUUGGGGAAACUUACAAUUGAUGUAUUGAUAGAUCGGUGCCCACAGAGUUUAUUAUUUCAAGCUUGGCGAAAAUAAAGCAAAAUUAAUGAAAUUGUAGAAUUAUUGUAUUUCAGUUGUCAAAUAUAUUAACUUAAUUGGAGGCCAAAUAUUUAGCUGCGAAGAUAAAAAUUUCAGUGAAUAGGAAAGCUUAAGCGAUUUGUUGUAACAUUCGAUGCUUUACGAAAUUCAAUGCAUUAUUUGCAUGAUCUCACUUUCGAAGUUUAGUGAAAGCUUAACGAAAAAUAUAUAACUUGUUUAUAAAAGUUUUAAGCUAAAAAGUUAAACAUCUGAUAAAGGAUUACGGAUACAUGCAAAAUUUUUAUUGCCGUUGAUUAACUUUCUUCAAAAAAGUUAACUUUUGUAAACAAUCAUAUAAAAACGGGUGCUUUAUCAUGAAAUGUUUAUUGAUGCAAACUUUAGCCACAAUUAAGUUGACAGAGCCUUCGAACACUUUCACUACAUUUUUAUCAAAUAUUAAUGUACUGUCGAUUGCACUCAGUGUAUAAAAUGUAAAACUGAGCUUUCAUUAACGUCGAUCGAGCUUUCGAAAGCUUUCACUUUGCUUUCAUAAAAAGCUAAUAUAUUUCCAGACGUAGCAAAAGCUAAUGGUUAAUAAAUGGUUCUGAGCUUUGAAAAUAUAAUACUGAUAAACAGAACAGCAAAAACUCAUUUUAGCAGCUGCAUUUAUUAGCAUAAAUUCAAUUUCCCGCUCAUUAUAUUUGUAUAACAAGAAUGAAUGUGUACUGUGAAAUCAAUGUUUUAUUAAAGAAAUGAGUGCAAUUUUGAAUCAAAACACAAAAAUAAAUAUAAUUUUUUAAAAAGCUAACAUUUAUAAAUAACAAAAACAACCAUUGCAAAUAUUGAAAUCAAAAUGAUGAGCAGUAAACCAAAAAUAAACAAGUAUAAAUAGACAAAACUAUAUAGGCAUAUAUUAAUAAUACAUGAAUUAAGAAGCGUGUGUAAAUGCAAUUGAAAACCUAAUGUGAGAGCAAAAAAAUAUAUGUAUAUCUGUAAUUAAACUAAAAGUAAUUAUUACUGAGUAAAGUGCUUCAGAAGAUAUGGAUUAAAUGUAUGAGUAUUCAAAUUUUCGAAAUUUCGCAAUUCGUUACAACAUGUAAUAUUUUUAUAGUUUAUUUUAUUUUUUUUAAAUGAAAUGUAAUUCUUAGAAUGUGUCUGAAGCUUUUGAGCUGCCAACUAACUGGAAAAUUCUAACGUUGAGAAAUAAUUUCUUUAAAGUAUUUUGUAUUCAUAUGAGACUCGUAUCUGCUGUGGCACAUUUGCUAAGUAUAAAACGAAAAAGAGGAAGUGUAAAAGCCCAGACAGAAAAUAAUUAAAAAAUAAUAAUCAUAUAUUGAAUCAGAAAUUAAAAUAAAAAGAGAUAUGAAAUAACUGAUUAUCAAAUUAAUUACCGUUAAAACAGGCAUGCACAACGCAGUAACCAUAUACAUAAAUACAUAUAUAAAUACAAGUAUACAACGGAAAAGCAGAAGUCAACAAGCAACUUGGAAAUAAACAUAAUAUUUUAGCAUGUAUUGGUGUCGAAACUGUAGGAAAACAUCAGUGAAAAGUGGGGAACGCGAGUAGUUUGAUUCAAAUAAAAAGUAGCAUAUUGACUGCAGUAUUGCAAUUAUUUUGUAGGCAUUUAAGUGACGGUUGAGCGUCUAACCGCAGCAAACAUAGAAAAUAAGAUCUAAGCAAAAAUAUAUUGAAGCAAGUUAAAAAUAGGAUAAAAGCGACAAGCCGAGAAGCAUGCAAUGAGCCUGAGAAUAAAUCUAGACAUAAUGAUAAAUUAAAAAACAUGUAGUAACGCAUAAUAUACAAUUAAUAAUUAUUUAUACAAUUGGCGAAUAUUUAAUUACAAAAAAAUUAACAAAAACUGUUAAAAAAUAUAUAUUUAAAGAAACUUAAAUAUUGUAUCAGAUGAAAAAAAAAAUUUUGUUAUGGCCAUAUUUGGUGAGCUCCCAACAAAAUUUAAUUACCAUAUAUUGAGAGAAAAGAGCAUUCAACUAUAUUUAACACUAGGCGCAUAACUAAAAAAAAAAAAAUAUAUAA
Bactrocera oleae (olive fruit fly) is the source of this 10584-nucleotide messenger RNA. NCBI's taxonomy places the organism in Eukaryota, Metazoa, Arthropoda, Insecta, Diptera, Tephritidae. The record is from RefSeq and is a predicted model, not a curated record.